Messenger RNA from Stylophora pistillata, 852 nucleotides. Its product is annotated as protein LZIC. Lineage: Eukaryota; Metazoa; Cnidaria; Anthozoa; Scleractinia; Pocilloporidae. The record is from RefSeq and is a predicted model, not a curated record. Gene Ontology annotation, molecular function: beta-catenin binding.
UUUCGUAACCCUUGCUAUAUUGUCUCUGGUUGGGAUAAUUUCGUAAGAGAAAAAAAUACUGCAGAUUUUUGUGCUUCCUUUAUGGUCUGAUAAUCUUUUGUUGUGAUCAUCAGGGAUUUCGCGCCUUUCGUCGGUGGACUGGGAUUUAGUGUUUGAAACGCUGUUUUGGCAAGAUCAAGGAAUAUGACAUCUAGAGGGCAAACAGAGACUCAGAAAUUAAAGCAGAAUCUUGAAGAACAGCUUGAUCGCCUGGUUGCCCAGCUGUCUGAUUUGGAGGAAUGCAAGGAAGACUUAGACGAGGAUGAAUAUGAAGAAACUAAAAAAGAAACAGUGGAACAACUAAAAGAAUUCAAGGAAACCUUGGAAAAAUUUGCAGCUGGAAAUGUGACAUUAGUGGAUGAAAUAAGCAGUAUGCAAUUGGCAAUUCAAGCAGCUAUUAGUGAGGCUUUCAAGACUCCAGAGGUCAUUCGUUUGUUUGCAAAGAAACAACCCGGUCAACUAAGGCAGAGACUUGCAGAGAUGCAAAGAGAUCUCAAAACUGGUCACCUUAGUCAAGCAGCAUACACACAACAAGCAGUCGAGAUUCUAACAGCCCUGAAGAAACUUGGAGAGCAGCUUAAGCCUCAAGAAGCUGAAUUUCUGGCUGAGAAUACAAAUGCAGCAUUAAGCUCAUUUGAGAAAGUUUCAGAGAAAAUGGGAACUGGUGACAAGCUACUUAAGGUUGCUGGGUCACAAGUAGAAGAUGCACAGAAGUGAAUGGAGUCUUGGUUUUUGUAUUUUGUUCAGCAUGAUUUGAACUGCUGUCUUUAAGGCGGAGUGGAAACAUGCAAACAAUUUCUUACCAGUCUUUCU